AUAUUGCAUAUAGAGAGAGAAGGUGACUGUGGAAUUGCCCAUGUGUGCAUAUACAUGUAUUAUUACAAAUGCAUAUAUGAAUUAAUUCAUUCAUCUUCUCAACCUUGCUUCUUUAACUUGAACAAGUAACUUCAUUCUUCACCUCUUUCUCUCUCAUCCCUCCUUUCCCUUCUCCAAAGAGAGAGAAGCAAGCUCAGAAAUUACAACUAAAUUCAAGAAUUUCAACAUGUCUUCCCCAAGCAAGAGGCGCGAGAUGGACUUGAUGAAAUUGUUGAUGAGUGAUUACAAGGUGGAGAUGAUCAAUGAUGGGAUGCAGGAGUUUUAUGUGCAUUUUCACGGCCCCAGUGAGAGUCCUUACCACGGCGGUGUAUGGAAAAUACGGGUGGGGCUUCCUGAUGCAUACCCGUACAAGUCUCCUUCGAUAGGAUUUAUUAACAAGAUGUACCAUCCCAAUGUGGAUGAGAUGUCGGGUUCCGUGUGUUUGGAUGUCAUCAACCAGACGUGGAGCCCUAUGUUUGACCUGGUAAACGUAUUUGAGGUGUUUCUACCUCAACUUUUGUUGUACCCUAAUCCAUCCGACCCGUUGAAUGGGGAGGCUGCAGCUUUGAUGCUGCGUGAUCGACCUGCUUAUGAACAAAGAGUCAAAGAAUACUGUCAGAAAUACGCCAAACCAGAAGACGUCGGGGCUGUCCCGGAAGAAGAGGAAUCGAGUGAUGAAGAGCUUAGCGAAGAUGAGAGUGACUCUAGCGAUGAUGAAGUUGCGGGGCCGGUGGAUCCAUAGCCUUCCCUCACCACCAGUUUCUGUACAUUAUUCUGUCCCACAAUUCUCUCUGUAGAAGAAGAAGCUAUGCAUGAUGUAAAAUAACAUAUUUAUAAUUUUAUAUCAUGCUGUAAAGACUGUUGUUGUUACUGUAAAUAUAUGCUACAUUGUUUGUAACUUUAUUCCCCAUUAUAAAUGCCAAGCAAAAUGCUUUCUCUAA
Salvia miltiorrhiza (redroot sage) is the source of this 980-nucleotide messenger RNA. RefSeq names its product ubiquitin-conjugating enzyme E2-23 kDa-like. Bases 227 to 781 code for a protein of 184 amino acids. NCBI's taxonomy places the organism in Eukaryota, Viridiplantae, Streptophyta, Magnoliopsida, Lamiales, Lamiaceae. Gene Ontology annotation, cellular component: nucleus. Gene Ontology annotation, molecular function: ubiquitin conjugating enzyme activity. The record is from RefSeq and is a predicted model, not a curated record. The transcript is spliced from 6 exons. Gene Ontology annotation, biological process: ubiquitin-dependent protein catabolic process; protein polyubiquitination.